Molecule: messenger RNA, 882 nt
Organism: Epithele typhae
Lineage: Eukaryota; Fungi; Basidiomycota; Agaricomycetes; Polyporales; Epitheliaceae
Exons: 8
Coding region: 1-882 (293 amino acids)
Source: RefSeq, a predicted model, not a curated record
AUGGGGGAAUACGAAGUUGAGACAAUCCGGAAAGCUAGGAUGAAAGGAGAUCGGAAGGGAAAUCCAAUGCAAUGGGAAUAUUAUGUUAAGACGCGGCAGGCGAAGGGAACGCAGAAACCUCCUACUCCACACCCGCCAGAGGAUGAAGCUCAGCCCGGAGACAGCAGACUCUCCCUGGCGGAUGCAGACCGACCACCGGAGGAUGUAGAGCACUCGGAGGAUACGGUGCAUCCUCCUGGGGAUGUUGUUUUGGAAGAUUCAAACGCUGUUGAACAAGCUGAAGCUGCAACAUUUGUACUCGAAGCAAAGCCUAUCACCUUUGCGAACCGGGUUGCUUCUGCUUUCAGCCAGUCUACAAUUUUUGGACCCUUGGCCUCUGGGUUCGGGUUUUCAAGCAGUACAGCUCAACCGGCAAGCCACACCCGGUAUCCGUUCAGUGUAAAUCUCGACCCGUCGGUGUCGCUUUUUGUGACCCUGCAAGACGUACAAGCGCCACAGUCCUUCUUGGAUGACCUCGGCACCACACGCGGCCCCACUGGCAAGUUUUACAGCCAUAAUCAUGCAACUGUACUGGCCCAUACCCUGAAACCUGAGGGAGCAUAUGCAAAAAUCGUUCUCUCUGAAAGCGCGCCAGCCGAGGAUGCUCAACACUUCGAACGCUUCGCCGCCCGGCUCAUGGCUGGUGAGAUGUUUGUCCAAAUGAUGGGCGGUGCGCUUUUGGCCAUGCUCAGCUCCGACAACAAUGAGCUGGGAGACAUACUUGCAGUGCCUUCUGCCCAGCUGCUUGGAGCACACAACGCUAUUCUCAUGGUCCACACCAAGGUCGAGGAUUACACGGAGUAUGCUAAGGCCGCAGAGAAUGCCGAUGACUCUCGUUGGUAG